This is a messenger RNA of Erpetoichthys calabaricus (reedfish), 1603 nucleotides long. Its product is annotated as prostaglandin E2 receptor EP1 subtype-like. The transcript has a single exon. The record is from RefSeq and is a predicted model, not a curated record. Bases 670 to 1554 code for a protein of 294 amino acids. Gene Ontology annotation, molecular function: prostaglandin E receptor activity; thromboxane receptor activity. Lineage: Eukaryota; Metazoa; Chordata; Cladistia; Polypteriformes; Polypteridae. Gene Ontology annotation, biological process: adenylate cyclase-activating G protein-coupled receptor signaling pathway; positive regulation of cytosolic calcium ion concentration; inflammatory response. Gene Ontology annotation, cellular component: plasma membrane.
AGUGGUUAGCACUGCUAUUUAGGAGACACCCGGACCCUCAGCCUCAGGAGUAGCUUUGUACACUCCAGCCACGUCUGCAGGAGUUUGCCUCCAGUUAUUCCAGUUUACCCUCCCACAUUUGUAACAUAUGCAGUAGUUUCAAUGGUGACAGUAAAGUGGCACAUGGCUGCCAGUCUGCUUGUGUGUGUGAAUUGACUGGUGCCCCUUCCAGGACUGGCAAACAUUAAACCGGAUUAAGCCGCUUUGGUCUCAGAUGGAUGCCAGGACUGGUACUGCAUUGCUCCUAUGAUGAUCCCCCUGAGCUCCUACCUGCCCUACUCAGCUCUACUUACCCUGUAAAUAACCCUCAUGUCCUGCCGGGGCUCUGCUUCAGUACAAAAUACUCCCUCGAGGGUCUAGCUGGUACCCCUGAGCUCCUCCCAGAGACCCAUUCUGUUAAUAAAUGAAAUGCCUCCCAUUGCCUUCCCUGAGCUUCUCCCUCUUUCUGGCUUUUCAUCAAACUCUCUUGGGCAGUUCUGCUCCUGCCAGUCGUGCCCGCUGUGACCCCCUGGAUGAUUCUGUGCUCAUUUACAGACUGAGCAGCUACGUGGGUUGAAGUCGCCUGACUUGUUCUUUUUCUCUCCAGAUUCCUACCCGUCAUGACUGGCGAGGACUAGCUGGCACUGGACCAUGUCUUACCCCAACGUGGAGUCAACAAGCCCCUCGGCCCACUUCGAUGGCCCCAACAGUACCUCACGCUGCUCAGUGCCCGUGGUCUUCAGUGCUCUGCCUCUUUCUAUUGCCAUGCCAAUCUUCACUAUGACACUGGGCGCCUUAUCCAACAUCAUUGGCCUGGGCAUCCUGGUCAAGUCGCACACUCGAUUCCGUCAGCGCUCAAAGGCGGCCUUUCUCCUGCUGGCCAGCAGCCUGCUCUUCAUAGACUUUGCUGGCCAUGUCAUUCCGGGGGCUUUUGCUCUUCGUCUCUAUACUGCCAACAUGCGAUGGGAUGACAUUGAUCGUUCAGGCGCCUUGUGCCAACUCUUUGGUGCCUGCAUGGUGUUUUUUGGACUCUGCCCGCUGUUCCUCAGUGGUGCCAUGGCUCUGGAGCGUUGCAUUGGAGUCACCAAGCCCCUGUUGCACUCCAGAGAAGUCACCUCCCGCCGUGCCAAGCUCGCUGUGGCCCUGAUGUGCUGCACGGCCUUCCUGAUUGCCAUUUUGCCACUGCUGAAGGUGGGCAGGUACACCAGGCAGUUCCCAGACACCUGGUGCUUCGUGAAAAUCCAUGGGCAGCUUUCAGCGGUGGAAUUCGGCCUCUCAAUCUCAUUCUCCAUGCUGGGCUUGGUCUCGCUGGCCUUGUCGCUCCUCUGCAACUCCCUCAGUGGCUUGGCGCUGCUGAAGGCCAGGCUGAGUAGGCACCGGCCCGCCAGCUCCUGCCAACAUAACCUGCAUUCCCACGACAUCGAAAUGAUAGCGCAGCUGCUGGGAAUCAUGCUGGUGUCCUGCGUCUGCUGGAGCCCCUUUCUGGUAAGACCUUUACAACCGCGUCUCUUAGGGGGUCCUGGCACUGGGCAGUGAGUGUAUGCAGAAUCACAUACUCAUGGGGGGGACGUGGGGAUUAUCUAAC